AUGUACUGUGUCUACGACCUUUCUUCUAUAUCAGGAAGUAUAACAAUGAAACUGUCCGCAAUUCCCCGGUACGCGAAAACUUCAAAAAGUUGUGGUCUGCAUCAGCUGGAACCAGACUGUCCGAAGUUUUCAAUCUUCAAAAACAGAAACGUUCGCGGCUGGUGGCCAUGCGCCGAUGAGAUUUAUGAACAGGUUGAACUGCAGGGGAAAGUGGAGUGUGAGCUUAGUCUCCUCACGGCAGUGGAUGCAGAAAACUCCCCUGCGGGGCCGGCAAGAGAAGAACCUUGUGCUUUGCCAAAGCCAAACCGUCCAGACAGCUCCUUUCAGAGGAUAUUGGGUCCACUGAAUACAAUCCGGUACUUUAUCAAAUACAAACUCAAAUGGGUGUUGAUAAAGAUUCUUGUUAUCUUCCUCGUUUUACUGAUCGUGUUUUUAUUUCUUUAUAGCUUCCCUGGUGCACUUGUUAAUCGCUUUGUUGGUGCGUGAUUUCCGUUGUGAUAUGUUAUGAAUUGGCCCGCCUAGUGAUAUCCCCCAACCCAAGUCAAUGGAGUGGUGUCACCCCAUGACCUUUAUGUACCAGAACAAUUGUGAGAAAAUACACGAUUUUUUUCCGAAAUAUCA
Dicrocoelium dendriticum is the source of this 621-nucleotide messenger RNA. NCBI's taxonomy places the organism in Eukaryota, Metazoa, Platyhelminthes, Trematoda, Plagiorchiida, Dicrocoeliidae. The record is from the annotation of a GenBank genome assembly.